AGGAAGAAAAUUCCUGUGUUAUUAUUGGUUCAAUCUAUUUAUUGUGUUGGUCAUUAUUGGAGAAAGGAAACGGAACAUCCGCUGUUAUAUACUUGAAUAGAGUACAUAAAUUAUGAUACAGCGCUAGCAGCAAUUAUUGUUUGAAGCAAACGGAACGCCACAAUCAUCACCAUAAGCAUGGAGCAAUCAUUUGUGAUAUGGAUAACAGCAAUAUCGUUUGCUGUGGCAUCCCCAUUAGACGACUAUGUACAUACUCCAGACUCUCAUUACAGUUUCUCAGAAGUUAGUAUGAAGAAAGGACCAGGCUAUACUUUAUACGUGUACAAUAUGACCUCAUUGAAAUGGAAAUCUGAAGCUAUUUCAAACCAUCCAGUAUGGUGGCACUAUUUAGAAAUCACUAUUCCUGACAAAAUUGUGCACAAAGAUACCGCUUUAAUGCUGAUAGACGGCGGACACAAUGUACCCAAAUUGUCACCAGUAGAUGAGGCAUUUGUAGCUAUAACUACUACUUUAGCAGUAUCAACCGGCAGUGUUUGUGCUGACUUAAAAAUGAUACCUAACCAGCCUAUUGUGUUCAAGGAGGAUCCAACAAAGAGGCAUCGAACAGAAGACGCUAUUAUUGCAUGGACAUGGAGAAAAUUUGUCGAGAACAAUGGAUCAGACCCGGAAAUGAUUCUGGAAUUCCCAAUGACAAAGGCGGCUGUUCGAGGCUUAGACACGAUUGCAAAUGUUGUAAAGACGAAAACUGGUGCCAAUAUAGACAAGUUCGUCGUCACAGGAGCUUCAAAGCGUGGUUGGAUAACUUGGUUGACUGGUGCUGUAGACAAGAGAGUUAUAGGAAUAGCUCCAAUAGUGAUGGAUUUGCUCAAUUUUGUUCAGAACUUACAUCAUCACUAUCGAUCACUUGGUGGCUGGACUUUUGAAUUCAAAGAGUACUAUAAAGAAAAUUUUACAUGGUAUUUAGAUAACCCGUUUACGCAGAAAAUGGCUUCUUAUAUCGACCCAUUAGCAUAUAAUGAUAGAUAUGACACGGUUCCUAAGAUGAUAAUUACGUCUUCUGGGGACGAAUUCUUCUUGACUGAUGAUUCACAUUAUUAUUACAAUCAGCUUGCCGGACCUAAAUACCUCAGAAUUGUUCCAGAUGCAGAACAUACACUUAUAGGCCACAUCACCGAUACUAUGCUCUCUUUACGUGCCUUCUAUUUGUCUAUCUUAACAAACAUAGAUCUACCGAAGAUGUAUUGGAAACGAGAAAUUACCUCAAAUGGUGGGCGAAUAACGCUUUUUACCAAUAUGAAACCGAGGACAGUUAAGGCCAAAUUUGCAGUUACAACAGACACCAAAAGACGUGACUUUCGAUUGUUUGUUGGUGAACCAGGCAAUUCUACACAUAUGUAUCCUCACCCUGUUCUCUGGUUUUCAGACAAGAUUAAAGACCAUGGAAACAACACCUUUGUCGCAGAGUAUGAUAAUCCACUAGAUGGGAGAUGGCUGGCCUUUUUCAUUCAGGUAACUUUUGAUGGGGUAGAUGGUUCUGUGCAGGAGUAUACAACAGAAGCACAAAUUAUACCAGAUGUAUUCCCAUUCCCAGAUUGUCAUGGAAAAGACUGUCAUGGCUCUUUAGUUUGACAAUAUAAUUUUACCCUUUUAUUUUGAUAAUCUUGAUACAAAUGUUUUUAUUAAAAUUGUCUUAGUUUA
This is a messenger RNA of Mytilus californianus (California mussel), 1698 nucleotides long. Its product is annotated as autocrine proliferation repressor protein A-like. The coding region runs from base 178 to 1629 and encodes 483 amino acids. The transcript is spliced from 14 exons. Lineage: Eukaryota; Metazoa; Mollusca; Bivalvia; Mytilida; Mytilidae. The record is from RefSeq and is a predicted model, not a curated record.